Saccostrea cuccullata (small rock oyster) is the source of this 3000-nucleotide messenger RNA. RefSeq names its product rho guanine nucleotide exchange factor 39-like. The record is from RefSeq and is a predicted model, not a curated record. The transcript is spliced from 13 exons. Lineage: Eukaryota; Metazoa; Mollusca; Bivalvia; Ostreida; Ostreidae. Gene Ontology annotation, molecular function: guanyl-nucleotide exchange factor activity. Bases 219 to 2000 code for a protein of 593 amino acids. Gene Ontology annotation, cellular component: cytoplasm.
CAAUUAGUCGAAUAUUUUAUGUAUGCAUUAUCCUUAUGGAAUUUGCCGCGGGAGAUUUGAUUUAUAUUUUGCAGAUACCAAAAGGCAAAACUGUCGAACAUCUGUCAUAGUCAGGACUGUUUUUUUGCCUGCCUGACAUGUCAUUCAACGUGAAAAUUGAACAUUAGCCUAGUCAAGUUAGUGGAGGAAAAGCUGUUUAUAACUUUUAGAUAUUCAACAUGUUGUCAACCAGGAGUCGAUUCAGGGUUCUGAGUGAAAUAGCAGAGGAAGAGUUAGCAGAGUUGUCUCAGAACAGUAAUGGAGAUGAAGAAGCUGUACGUGCUCAAAUGGAGACUCGCCGUGACCAGAGGCGAGCUAAAAUAACUCAGGAAUUAUUUGAAACAGAGAAAACCUACCUCAAUCAUCUAGAACUCAUAAAUAAACAUUUUGACUUUUCUUUGCGGUUUAACUGUCUGAUCCCAGAGGAAGUUCACAGUCAAAUCUUUAGUAAUGUGGAACAGAUCAUGGAAGUGAACAAGACAUUGUUAGAACACAUGGAACAGACCACUAUUGGGGAAGCCUUUAAACACAUGGGACCAUUCCUCAAGCUCUACUCGUCUUAUGCCAACAACCAUGAAAAUGCCAUUACUUUACUGCAGGAAUGGAGGCAGAAAAGUCCAGGCUUUAAUGAAUUCAUACAGAAACAGGAAGAGAGGCCAGACGUGAUGGGGUUAAAGGUCAAUGCACUACUCAUUACUCCAGUACAGAGAGUUCCUAGAUACAAGUUACUGUUGGAGGACCUAUUAGAAAACACCUCAACAGAUCACCAUGACUACGAGACACUAAGAGAGGCUGUUCAGAAAGUCAGUGACAUAGCCAUUCAUAUAAAUAACCACAUAAAGCAACAUGAGAACUUCCAAAAAAUGCUCAGCAUACAGAAAUGCUUCGACAAGUCAGCACCCAAAAUCCUCACACCAGGCCGAGAGUUCAUCAAGGAAGGGAUUCUGAAAAAGGUUUCCAAAAGAGGUGGCAAACCCCACGACAGGAUGUUCUUCCUGUUCUCAGACAUCUUGCUUUACGGGAAGCCGCGGUUACUAGACAGUAUCACUAACUCCUACACCUGCUGCUGUGUGCUGCCACUAAAACACUGUCAACUGGAAACGGUGUUCGGGGGAACCAAACGGGGUUCACAGGAAAAGACAGAGGCAGGGGGCAUGUUUAAGAUUACCUGUAAAGAUGAGAGUUUACUGCUGUUUUCAAAUGAUCCAGAAGACAUGAAAAGCUGGAUUAAAGAACUGGAUUCAGCCAUCAGGAAACUGAGUAACAACCGUUCUACGUUAAGAAAACCAAGCAGCAACAAGGCUCCGAUGAGAGGAAGGUCACUAUGGAAACAACGUAAACUGGAGAAACAAAGAGAUCAACAGAUCCGUCGAAUUAUCCAGAAAGAUGAGUCAGAGUGUACCAAGUUAUCUCCAUUGAAGCUCAUAUCAGAAAUAGACGCCAAUAAAUGCCUGUCUCCAUGGAAACGACCUAAACUGUGCUCUUCUGAUAUCUCCUCUACUCCUCUGGGAAUAUCUCAGACCCGCAGUGGACGACCAAUUAGACCGCCUCCACAUCAACCAAAAUUCUCUGAAAAUAUUCCACCGAAAGUGGAUCUAGAAAAUGGCCCCAUGUUUUCCCCUAUAGUGCCACAGUCUGAUAAACCAGACACUGAAGAUGAGGACUCCUUCUUGCAGAUGACAAUGGGGGACAUAGGGAAUGCUACUGUAGAAUUCGACUCCUUCUGUAGGUCAAGCAAAGAUGAGAAAGCACCCACAGAAAAAGAUACAAAGAGGGGUGUGACAGUCCGUGGUAGGGAGGGGCUGACAGGAUCUAGAUUGUAUGGCCAGGAACGCCUGACAAGGCGACCAUUAGAAAGGUUGUCAGAGAGAGGUAAAACCUUCAGGAAAAGAUGUGCAAGUGCUUUAGAGAGUGCCCAGACUCGGAUUAAUGAGACAAAGUCCUAUUGUAACGUGCAAUGAGAGCUAAUGUCUUAGGGGGGCCAAAUUGUGAAUCAUGUGACCAAUUGAGUCACUGAUCAUGUAUUGAGAAAACUAUAUAAAUAUGAAUUCAAAUAUAUAUGUCAUCUCGUUAAGAAGUCUGUUCAUUAAUCUAAAUGUAUUAUGCCAAUAACUUAUUUAUGUGUCUUGAAAUUUUCUUGAGAUCUGAAAAAGGGUAUUGAGAAAUGUGAUAUCAUGAUCUGUAUUUUUUUCAUUCUUACGGCAGUAGCUGAUCAUGUAUGUUAAUUGCUUUUAAUGAAAUUUGCUAUAAAAUAUGAAGAAGAACCGAAGAGUUUCAUGUACAGUGAAUGAACAUGCAACUGUAGUUUUGGUGCAAUAUAUUUCCUUUUGAAACAAAGAAAAUAUUUUUUUUAACAUAUUUUAAAGCUUGUGUUCAUUUAUUUGUACAUGAAAAUGAGGUAUUUUUAAAUUAUAUGUAUCAGGAAGCUUCAAUUGCCGUAAAAAGAUUGUUGUUUUUAUUUUGUUAACUUUCAAUGCCAGUCCAGUUGUUGUGUCCAUGUACUGAUAUGCACCAUGGUGGUAAACAGAGCUAAUUUUUGGUUUUUUCUUGUGGAAUUGAAAUAGAUGUUUAUAAAUCCAUUAAAAUUAUUUUUUUUUUUUUUGUUUCAAAGAAAAACAUGAUUAACAUUCUGAUCUAGAAGAAAAUUUUAUUUGUAUUUUUUUUAUCAUUAUUAUUAACAACACCCAUCACAGAUUUUAACACAGUUAUUGAAGUAUCUCAAAAACGUUUUUUUAUUUAUAUUUUUGUGUAAUUAUAACAAAAAGCAUGAUACAUGUAACUUUUCAUUAUUUUAAAAAAAAAGGGUUAGUGGGCUCAGUUUGUGAAAGUGUAUUCUGCAUACAAUUGUAUUUAUUUGUUAUAGUCAGAAAUACUGGAAUAUAAGUUUUAACUUUUUAACAUACUUUUUAAUAAAAAUCCAUGGAUUUCAUUUUUUUUAAAGAUUUUUUUUGACAUGUAAAA